Molecule: messenger RNA, 1415 nt
Organism: Rhipicephalus sanguineus (brown dog tick)
Lineage: Eukaryota; Metazoa; Arthropoda; Arachnida; Ixodida; Ixodidae
Gene: Vha44
Product: V-type proton ATPase subunit C
Exons: 13
Coding region: 172-1323 (383 amino acids)
Biological process (GO): proton transmembrane transport
Cellular component (GO): vacuolar proton-transporting V-type ATPase, V1 domain; lysosomal membrane
Molecular function (GO): proton-transporting ATPase activity, rotational mechanism
Source: RefSeq, a predicted model, not a curated record
GCUGGCAACGCUGUGCAGCUUGUUCCGGGGCCAUUCGUUGCAGUCACGGGAUCUCUGACAGGCGCUGAACACGGUAGCUCGGCUGCUGCGGUGGUUCUACCGCCGUGAGGAAACGCUUUACCUUGGGAGACAUCCCUCGUCGUCGCUGGAGCAGGCACCACCGCUACCACCAUGUCCGAGUUCUGGCUCAUUUCGGCUCCGGGCGAAAAGACCUGCCAGCAGACAUGGGAGAAGCUCUGCAGCGUUACGGCCAAGCAGAACAAUUUGUCCACGAACUACAAGUUUCACCUGCCUGAUCUCAAGGUAGGCACGCUUGAUCAGCUGGUGGGCCUCUCGGACGACCUCGGCAAGCUCGACACCUACGUGGAAGGGGUAACCCGGAAAGUUGCCAGCUACCUCGGCGAUGUGCUGGACGAUCAGAGGGACAAGUUGGCCGACAACUUACAGGCCAAUGGAUUGGAGUUGGAGGCAUACAUUACGCGCUUCCAGUGGGACAUGGCUAAGUACCCCAUCAAGCAGUCCCUCCGGAGCAUCACCGACAUCAUCAGCAAGCAAGUCGGCCAGAUCGACGCGGACCUCAAGAGCAAGUCAGCCGCCUAUAACAACCUCAAGACGCAGCUGCAGUCCAUCGAACGCAAGUCCACGGGCAGCCUGUUGGUUCGCAGCCUCGCAGACCUGGUGCGCAAGGAACACUUCGUGCUUGGCUCCGAAUACCUGACUACCCUGCUGGUCGUGGUGCCCAAAAUUCUGUUCAAGGACUGGUACUCCAAGUACGAGAAGCUGUCCGACAUGGUGGUGCCGUAUUCCUCCCAGUUGGUGUACGAGGACAACGAGCACGGCUUGUUCACAGUCACGCUCUUUCAUAAGGUGGUGGACGAGUUCAAGCUCCACUGCCGAGAAAACAAGUUUGUGGUUCGCGAAUUCGUGUAUGACGAGAAUGCACUGUUGGCUGGCAAGAACGAGAUUGCCAAACUGGAGAGCGACAAGAAGAAGCAAUACGGGCUGCUGAUACGUUGGCUGAAAGUGAACUUCAGCGAAGCCUUCACUGCCUGGAUCCACGUGAAGGCCCUGCGACUCUUUGUCGAGUCUGUUCUGAGGUACGGGCUGCCGGUGAACUUCCAGGGCAUGCUGCUGCAGCCGCAGAAGAAGACGGCCAAGCGACUGCGCGAGGUGUUGAACCAGCUGUACAGCCACCUCGACACCAGCAUUGCCCAGGGGCCCGUCGACGACAUUCCCGGCCUGAAUAUGGGGCAGCAGGAGUACUACCCGUACGUGUACUUCAAGAUCUGCAUCGACAUGGCCGACACGCACGUGCGGCUCUAAGCGCAGGGGAGGCGGCCACUACCUCCUUUGGCUUGGGGUCCCACAUUCCAUCUGUUUUAUUUGUCUAGCAGUGUACAGAUUAGCAUUGUUGU